Molecule: messenger RNA, 1345 nt
Organism: Tarenaya hassleriana
Lineage: Eukaryota; Viridiplantae; Streptophyta; Magnoliopsida; Brassicales; Cleomaceae
Exons: 7
Coding region: 1-1215 (404 amino acids)
Source: RefSeq, a predicted model, not a curated record
AUGAGUGAAAAAAUAUUAUUACAAGUUUUGAUUUUAGGGCUUGCUGUUCUUAUUACAAGUUGCGUUGUCGUGGGAGGUCUGUCUCAUGAGGAAGACUUGGAGUUGGAGAGACAGCUUAAAGUAAAAUUUAUAAACACCCCCGCCAUUAAAACUAUUAAGACGGAAUAUGGAGACGUUUAUGAUUGUGUUGACUUCUACAAACAGCCUGCCUUCGACCAUCCUCUCUUAAAAAAUCACGACUUCCAUUUCGAUAUGAAACCGAACAAGGUCAACAGAAGGGUUGAGACCGAAGAAGAAUCUAAACGGAGUCGCAACAGGAAGGGAAUAAAAUCGGCGGAACUGAAGGGAGUGGGAUGUCCACGUGGCACUGUCCCAAUAAGGAGAACCACCAAAGAAGAUCUCAUUCGGGAAAAGAACUUCACAGAAAUGUACGAUUCGGUUCUACAUCCUCAGACUGAGUCCGAACCCGGUUUGCAUUUCGCGGGAGGAAGAGUGAGACCAGAGUGGAUGAGGAUGCCAUUGGGAGGGGGGGAUGCGUGGUUCAGUCUGUACCAAACCCCUUUCGUUAAUAAGCUUCAAUGGAGCUCCGGUCUCAUCAAAGUCUCCAACGGUUCAGAUUACAUCAAAGCUGGCUGGACGGUGAAUCCUACACUUUAUGGAGAUGACCGAUGUCGACUUUUUGCUUUCUUACAUACUCGGGAGCAAAGAUGCUUCAACGUGAAAUGCCCGGGUUUUGUGUUGAUAAAUCAAGAUAUUCCUCUCGGUUAUGCCUUUCCCGAUGUCUCACAAACCGGUGUUCUAACCAUCGAGAAUAGAUUCUACAUUUUCAGAGACCAAGUGAAUGGGAACUGGUGGUUGAACCUGGGAAAGGACGACACCGACAUAGGGUUCUGGCCGUCGCACAUUUUCACGGACUUGAAAUCGACGGCGGACGACAUCUUUUGGGGGGGCGAGCUGUUCAGUCUUCCGGCGUUCCAGAGCAGCCCGAUGGGAAGCGGUUUAAAGAUCGAGGGUGAUAGCCCGGAGCUUCACGCAUACGCUCGCCAGCUCUCGGUGGUUGAUGACGCCAAGCAGCAAGUUUUCCCGAUAACAGUCGAUGACGAGAUCGUGUCGGACAUCGGUUGGGACUACGUUAGGCACUACCAGUUCAACCCGGAUAAACACUGGGGUCGGACCAUAAUGUUCGGAGGGCCUGGGGCCGUUUUUGGCGAAUGAUGGGAAAAUGUAUCAGUUCCUGAACCGAAAUACCUAAUAUGGGAUCAUUAUGCAAUAAUAUCACCCUCUAUGGAUCGUAUUCAUGGUCACCACAUAAAUGGAAUCUGAAUAUGAACACAUGAUUUCGUAU